Messenger RNA from Pogonomyrmex barbatus (red harvester ant), 771 nucleotides. RefSeq names its product matrix metalloproteinase-2-like. The record is from RefSeq and is a predicted model, not a curated record. NCBI's taxonomy places the organism in Eukaryota, Metazoa, Arthropoda, Insecta, Hymenoptera, Formicidae.
AUGCACGAGAUCGGCCACGCGUUAGGAUUACAUCACAGCCCUCAGAAAAAUGCGAUAAUGUUCGCCUUUGUCCCCUCUAAGAUCUUUCCCGUGCGAAUGAGCGAAGCGGAUUUUCUCGCUAUUCAGAAUUUAUACGGUUUAAGAAAUAAGAGCGAAAUUGUGAGACCAGUGACGACGACCGUAGCGAUGACCACGAUCGCGACGCGCGACUCGGGGAAUUCCGCGGAUCUGUGCGCGUUGCGACGGGUCGACGCGGUGUUGGUGUUAGAAAAUAGAAUGUACGUGGCGUAUCGACGCCACUUAUGGUCGGUCGACUUAAAUGGAAAAUCUUACGGCAGGUCGUUGUUACUGACGGACUAUCUGCGUUUUCUUCCCGAUAAUUUUACGCGUUUGGCGGGUGCGUAUCGACGACCUUCGGGCCAACUCGUAUUGUUCGUAGACGAUACGGUUUACAUGGCAGAAUAUCCGAGUUUCGAGCUAGUACCGGGUUGGCCGAUGAAACUGAGAGAUAUGAAUCUUCCUCCUAACGCAAAAAUCAACGUUGUAGUUAAUACUAACGCGGGACGAAUGUUCGCGAUUUACAACGAUGAGAUCGUAGCCGAGAUCGACAACUGCUCGAUGACAGCCGUCAGACAUAACUCGUUGCAUGCGAUAUUUCCGGGGAUUCCACCCGCUGUAACGUUCGCCAUUCGAUACAUCGACGGUAAUCUGUACUUUCUCGUUACCAUAAACGACAGUUCUUCAAGUACAACGAAUUUACCAGAAGUGUAA